CCGGGAGAGUAUGCUACGGCAUCCAAAACAAACGUUAAGACGAACGGUGUGGACAGACAAGCGGUUCUCCACCAGCCUUCCCGCCGUUAUGUGCAGUGUCUGACGCCGACUUCCAAGCACCCUCGGUCGCCGCCGUCAUUAUCCACGGAUGUGACUGGAUUACAUGGACUCCUCCUCAUCGUUCCGCGCAAUUAAUGUGUCUGUUUUAGCUAAAAAAAUCGGAGAACUCGCAGAGUUUGUAGCAUAUUCCCCUCUGCCAAUCGUUACUUCCCACGUCACCCGAGCAACGACCAACAGUCGCUCGUAUGAAACUACCCUAGGGGACCUAAAUCCUGCACCCUUGAAGCGCCAGGCAACGCGACCGCGUGAAAAUGAGAAGGCUGCUGCUUUCACCUGUUGGUUUCGUCAUUGUCCUGGCUACACUGUUAGAAUGUCACCCGCCCGAUCGGUGUGUUGCUCAUCAUGGCAGCAGCACUGAUGAAUCGAACGUGUGGUCUCCUCGAGGGGCCCAAUUUGUACCCGGGGCGUCAGAGGCCGCUGUAAAAAAUCAGGUUGGUAUUCCUGACAGUGCCCUUCUGUGGCCGUCGCAAGAUGCUACGGAAACCGGGCUGCGGCCUACGGAGCAAGUAGAGGCACGAUCGUCAUUUCCUGCUGCAAAGCAAUAUUUAUCAGAGGCGGCACCUGCGCGUGGCGACCUUCCACCGCGCGCCACAGGCCUUCUGAGACGUCGAGGAGCUAGAGUGCGAACGGUGAAAGCUCACGAGAUCGGUGUGGAGACUCCAAAAACGUAUGGCUGGGAUCACAGGGUUGUCGACAGUGAGAAGCAGACCACGGCGCCCGUUGCAGAUUCAAGUGGCUUCAUUCAAAUCCCCUCUUCGCGCGCCACGCCUACCACCCUGAACGCUCCGAUUGACCUCCAGGGACGGCGCGAUAUCAGAAACAUCGUCAGGAAUCGACCUCCCGCUGACUCAGAUUUAUCGCGUAGCGAGAUUGCAGCCAAAAACGGAUUCGAGCGAAGAUUUGUCCGGGGUUUACAACUGAAGGUUGAGUCAUUAUUCAGCGGAGGUGUUUUCACGUUGACAGGACCGGCGCAGUUCCUGGGAAUUGGGUCAACGGCAAUUGUGUAUAGUUUGAAUAAGGUGCAAGCGGACACAGCAAGUGCGCCAGAACGGGUGGCGGUUAAGAUAAGCAUCAACAAUCUACAACGCCUAAGAAGCCUUUCUGUUUUUGACAGGCAAGAGUUGCUAGAUAAGACGCCAGAACGCUUUGUCUCAAGCGAAGGCGCAGUGAGGAACCUUCUGCCAGGUGUGACACCAGAAACGGCUCUGGAACACGGAAUUCUGCUACCGCUGGAUAUUUGCCGCGUUACUAACUUGCCGUCCGGUUUUCGUGCUGGCCCGGACUACAAGAUGUUUCCCCGUGUCGCUUUAUUCCCUGUCCUCACUUGCGAUCUUUUUCUUGUCGGUAGGAGCCGUCUAUCACGUGCUGCGAAGUUGCAUCUUACGCGACAGCUGGUGGUGUCUGUUGCGUGGCUGCAUCGUCACGGCGUCGCUCACAAUGACUUGAAGCUUGAGAAUGUCUUUCUCAGUGAAGAAGGGAAGGCUGUUAUUGGCGACUUUGGUUUCGCAGCGGAAGUUGGAACCUCAACAAAACUCCGGUCAACCCCUGCCUUUCUAGACCCGCAAACCGCGGAAGAAUAUCUUCAACGGAAAACGGAAACGGUCGUGACUGAGGAAAGAGAUGCAUGGGCUCUGGGAACUAUCAUAUUUGUGAUUUGGUGCGGAUCUUACCCGUUCUUUUCAUUUGAAGAGGCUGUCCUUCCUCCUGCAGUGUUGUGGCAAAAUGUGGUGUUUAUGUCAAAGACCACUAGACCUGCACCUCCACUUCAGCAUUGUAAGGGGAUGCCAUCUCCAGUGAAAGCCCUCAUAACCGGCUUUCUCCAGUGGAACUCUGACGAUCGACGCCGCCCUCGUGAUGUCGUUGAAGGAUUCCUCGCCGCUACAGCCUCGGAACCAGCGACCUCUUCGGCGACUGCGGCAGAAGGAAGCGUCAGGCCGCGCGCAUCCAGAUCUCAGUGACAGUGAUCUAAAGAACAAACCACUGGAGCCACCACUCCAGCAACAAACAUUCAACAAAACGGUGCCGCCCAGUCGAGUUCCUCAACUGAGAAUGAAACAGU
Molecule: messenger RNA, 2179 nt
Organism: Toxoplasma gondii ME49
Lineage: Eukaryota; Apicomplexa; Conoidasida; Eucoccidiorida; Sarcocystidae
Product: myosin-light-chain kinase
Exons: 1
Coding region: 372-2078 (568 amino acids)
Biological process (GO): mitotic DNA damage checkpoint signaling; protein phosphorylation
Cellular component (GO): nucleus
Molecular function (GO): protein serine/threonine kinase activity; ATP binding
Source: RefSeq, a predicted model, not a curated record